AUGCGUCAGAGGAGGGCAGAGCUAGUGGGUGGAGAGCUCCGCUCUGAAGUCCCGCCCACUCGACACCCGGCUCAGCUCCGGAAACGGGGCCUGGGCGGGGUGGGGAGGCGGGACGGGGAGGCGGGGCCUGGGAGGGGCGGGCCGAGCGCGCGGCCCCGGUCCCUCCCACCCGCGCCGGCGUGCGGGAACCCCCGGGUCCUCUGCACCCGCCGGCGCUCGCCGCACACCGUGGCCGGGGUGCUGGCUCUGCUGGUUCCCGCCGGCAGAGCGUGCGCCCGCCUCCGGCCCCGGGCCACCUGGGUGCUGGGCACCGCCGCCCGGUGCGCUCCGCCGCCCUUGGCCUUGGCCUCGCUCCGCCCUGGGCCAGACGCCCGGCUUCUGCGCACGGCCCGCGGGGACAGCCGCGACCGCAUGGACCCCGGCAGACCCACCGAGACAGGCAGCCAAGCCGGCAGCAUGGAGGACCAACAGCAGAGCAGAUCCCAGCAGCUGAAGAAGGUUUUCCAAGAAUAUGGGGCUGUGGGCGUGUCACUGCACAUUGGGAUCUCACUGGUCUCCUUGGGGAUAUUUUACACGGUCGUUUCCAGUGGCAUAGACAUGUCUGCAGUCCUGCUUAAACUUGGCUUUACAGAGUCACUGGUCCAGUCUAAAAUGGCAGCAGGCACCAGCACCUUCGUGAUGGCCUACGCAAUCCACAAGCUCUUUGCGCCCGUCAGGAUCAGCAUCACUCUGGUGUCAGUGCCCUUCCUCGUCAGAUACUUCCGCAGAGUGGGGCUUCUUAAACCUCCAGCCUCGAAGCCUUGAACACUUCUUCUGUGGCCCCUGAAAGCCAGUUUAUUCUAAGUUGCACAAUUUGGAAUGGUUUUAGGGCUGUAGGGUGGGGCAGGGAGCUAAUUGCUAUAUUCCAGUGGAUUAAUUUUACCUUUGCCAGGAAAAAUCCGGUGUUUUAAAUUUUAUAUGAUUUUUAGUGCUGUUCUUCAUAGAGUCAUAUACAUAACCCAAAAUGCCAGCAAAGCAUCCAAAUGAAUAAACAGCUGACCUGGUGGCACAGGUCUGUAACCCCAGCUGUCCCAAGGCUGAAGCAGGAGGAGCUCAAGUUCAAAGCCUGCCUGAGUUUGAGUUUAAAGUCAGCUUAGGCAAUUUAGUAAGACCAUUUCAAAAAGUAAAUCAAGGGCUAGGGAUAUAGUUUGGCAGUAGAGGAUUUGCCUAGUAUGAGACCCUAAAUUCAAUCCCCAGUAACACACACACACGAGUUAGCUUUAAAAUGUUCCUUCUUAAUCAGUGGGGCAGAUGGGGUUCCUAUCUGUAAAAGCCCUUGAGGGGGGAAUCUUUGCUCAAGUUCUGAAAGAAGCAAUGAUUAAUUUGCUGGCUUUUAAAACUCACCCUCUUUUUUUGGCAGCAGCCUGCAGUUUAAUAUGACAGUCUGCAAACAACUCGGGCAUUAGUGAAGCAGCAUUUAACACUGGUGUCCACGCGCCACACUACACUGCUGCUAACACUUGCUUUGGGGGAAGAAAACCAAGUACUUCUAGUAUAUCCUUCACUGAUUCCAGAACACCUUCAAAUCCGGAUGUGACAGGGCUGUCUGAAAUUUCAUUAGUUCAGGUCAGUACUCAAACACGGCAUCACUUGCCUUCGGGUGUCUGUAUUGGGGCAGUUGGAUGCUGUGCAUACAGAGAAAGCUAACAACAGCUUUGACAAUCUGCCCAACCGUCCCAAACUUCAGGCAUUCCAGAGCUGAUGCAGGGUUACAGUGUCACUGGGCAUCUAUUUUUAAUUGAAUUAAAUCAUUUGCACAAAACAUUUGUACCUGUUCCUUAAAACAGGAAAAUAACACUUGUUCUAACUGGAAGACAACCGUGAAAUACCACGAGCUGGGGAGGUGGCAGAAGGGCAGGUGUUAUGGUCUACAAGGAUGAGGCUUCCUCCUCCAGGUAGCCCGGAGCAGUUAGAGCAUCACUCGACAUGCCUUUGGGCCGACGCUGGUACAGGGCGCCUGCUCCACCUUGGGGAGCCGGUUUUGGCUCUGCUCAGCUGCAAAAUGAAAGGACUUGCCAAGUGAAUGCAUUUUACUACGAUCUGCCAGCUUUGGUCUCGGCCACAUUUACCUGUCAGUCAUCCAUAGUCAACAUUCAAAAGAAUUGAGAUAUAGUUUCCACUUACAAGAUAUUUAAAGUGGAAUUGCGUUUUUAUUUUUUCCUUUUAAAGCAGCCCACUGCCAAAAGCUUUUACUCAUAUAAAAUCAGAAUGCCUUUCUGGAAACUAAUUCCAAGGACAUCGUGUGUAGCUGAGCUAGAUGCCCUAUGCCAGUGCUGGGCAAUUCCUCACAUAGACUGGACAUAGCUUCCCUAUCUUACCAAGUGUUUUAACCUCCAUGUUAGCUCUGGGCUCUGGUCCAUCUAUCUCUCCCAUUCAGGUCCCUCAUACCUAUGCAAAGAAAAAUAUUGAAAGGACAAAGCAAUAAAAUGAAUGGUUCCAAUAGCCAUAUCCCAACUCUCCAAGCCCCAACCCUACCCCACACCCGUGGCCAGUAGCCAGAACUGAGGACGAGGUCAAAGGACCAGGGAACUUAAGCACUAUGAAUUCACCAGCAAGAUGCAGAUUUGUCUAGUUUUUGGUGGAACUAGGGCAGUGAAACUGCUAUUUUAAAAAUGUAAGUAUUGUUCACCUAUAGUUUUUUAGUGACAAAGUGAGCAGCUUAGAUUCUAUGGAACAAAUAAACAUCUUUGUACCA
Messenger RNA from Nannospalax galili (Upper Galilee mountains blind mole rat), 2734 nucleotides. It is a transcript of the gene Mims2, whose product is annotated as family with sequence similarity 210 member B. The coding region runs from base 1 to 804 and encodes 267 amino acids. The transcript has 3 exons. NCBI's taxonomy places the organism in Eukaryota, Metazoa, Chordata, Mammalia, Rodentia, Spalacidae. Gene Ontology annotation, cellular component: mitochondrion. The record is from RefSeq and is a predicted model, not a curated record.